UGGAACUUAUUUGUUCCUAUGGUUUUUAUUCGUCAUCCAGACGAUCUAAAGGUGAUACUGAAUACAAAAUCAAAACAUAUCGACAGGGGUAUAUUUUACGAUGCAUUCUGUCCUUGGCUCGGCAAGGGUAUUUUUACCAGUACAGCUUCCAAGUGGCAAAACCGACGAAAAAUGUUAAGUUCCACCUUCGGCCCCCUGAUAUUAAAACAAUUUAACGAAAUUUUUAUCAAGGAGGGCGAGAACAUAACAAAUUCUUUGAAGAAAACAGAAGGCUCUGUUACAAAGGACCUAAUACCAUUUAUUAGUGAACAUAUGUUGAACGCAAUAUGUGAAACUGCCAUGGGAACUUCUUUACAAGAAAUGGAUCCAAUGUACCAGCAAUAUCAACAAGCGGUUAGCCGAAUGACUCAAAUCUGUAUGUACAGGACAUUAAGACUAUGGCUGCAUAACGAUUGGAUAUUUUCGUUAACGGCAAAAGGUAGAGAGCAAAAGAGGCUUCUAAAGAUACUGCAUGAAUUUAGCAAUAAGAUUAUUGCACAGAGAAAAGUUUAUCAUAAGGACAAAGAGCAAUACUUCAGAAAUCUCAACAAAGAUGAAGUGGCAGUCGAUGCAGAAACUAUUAUGCAAAAAGAACGGCCCAAUUUGUUGGAUACAUUAAUAUUCGAAUCUCAGAAUGGUUUCCUAACUGAUUCCGACAUUAGAGAUGAAGUCAAUAGCUUCAUAUUUGGGGGUUAUGACACUACGGCAAUUGCUAUUUCCUUUACAUUAUCACUACUGGCUGAACACGGAGAUAUCCAGGAUCGUGUCAGAAAUGAAAUUGAUGUUAGUAUGAAGGACACUGAAGGAAAACUUACAGAAUCAUCUUUACAAAAUCUUAAAUAUUUAGAAGGAUGCAUUCAAGAGUCAAUGCGUUUAUAUCCGCCUGCUCCUCUCAUAGCACGAGUUACUUCAGAAAAGGCACAAUUAAAGUCAUAUUUAAUACCUCCCGGAACUAUCACAAUUUUAUCUAUCUACGCACUACAUCAUGAUUCAAAUUUUUGGCCAAAUCCGGAAUUAUUUAAUCCGGAUAGAUUUACAGAAAAAAAUAACCAAAUACAUUCAUAUUCAUACAUACCUUUUAGUGCCGGGAAGCGAAACUGUUUGGGUCAAAAUUUUGCUUUGCGGGAAAUGAAGAUAAUAAUAUCAACAUUAAUUCAUAAUUUCUACCUAAAACCGGUAGAUUUAUUAGAAGAAACACAAUUGGAAGUUGAUAUGUUGUUGCACCCUAUUACUCUGAGGCGUGUAACAUUUAUUCCUAUUGCCAAAUCAUAA
Messenger RNA from Solenopsis invicta (red fire ant), 1311 nucleotides. RefSeq names its product cytochrome P450 4C1. Gene Ontology annotation, molecular function: monooxygenase activity; heme binding; oxidoreductase activity, acting on paired donors, with incorporation or reduction of molecular oxygen. The transcript has 11 exons. The coding region runs from base 19 to 1311 and encodes 430 amino acids. Lineage: Eukaryota; Metazoa; Arthropoda; Insecta; Hymenoptera; Formicidae. The record is from RefSeq and is a predicted model, not a curated record.